This is a messenger RNA of Maniola jurtina (meadow brown), 1545 nucleotides long. RefSeq names its product alpha-(1,3)-fucosyltransferase 10 (gene FucTB). The transcript has a single exon. Bases 139 to 1467 code for a protein of 442 amino acids. Gene Ontology annotation, cellular component: membrane. Gene Ontology annotation, molecular function: alpha-(1->3)-fucosyltransferase activity. NCBI's taxonomy places the organism in Eukaryota, Metazoa, Arthropoda, Insecta, Lepidoptera, Nymphalidae. The record is from RefSeq and is a predicted model, not a curated record.
UGACUACAAAUUAAAAUUAUCAAACACUGCAGCUCUUAGCUUUUACUUUGUUUUUUUUUUUUUGUGGAGGAAAUAUAACAGGAUAUGAUAACAACAUCCCGAGAUAAAAAGUAGUAUGUGCACUAAUAGUGUGUCAGAAUGUAUACAAAUAGAAAUAAUGGUAAAAUUAAAAGGAUCAUACAGUUUAACAUGCAUUCUGUAUUCAAAGUUUUUGUUAGCAUUUAUAAAAGAAUAUUGAGAUUGACUUUAAAUGAAGUAUUAUUGAUUUGUGCUGUGUUCUUUAUAUCUUUUUUUAUUUGGACUUGGAGUAAUGGAGAAGAGAAACUUAGUAUUAAUUCGAGCAACCCUGUUAUAGUAUGGUGGACCACAGGUUUUCCCAGUACUUCAGAAACAAUCACUUGUGAAGAAAAUCUAAAGUGUGAUGUUUACAGUGAUAAGAAUGGAGGAAGAGAUUACAAUGUUCAGGCAUAUCUCUUUUAUGCAAGUAACAUACAUUUUGAUGAUUUACCUUUACCUAGAAAAGCUAGCAAUGUGAUAUGGGGAUUAUAUCACGAAGAAUCUCCAAGAAAUGUGCAAGAAUUAUUGCAUGAGCCAACAUUGAGUCUAUUUAAUUAUUCUGCAACUUUUAGCAGAUACAGUGACAUUCCAUUUCCUUUACAAUAUUUAGAUUCUUGGUCGGACAUUACUAGUAAAGAAUAUUUUGUUCCGACAGCCAAGAAAAAUAUUUAUUUAGAAGAUAUAGCACCUAUAUUGUAUUUACAGUCAGACUGUGAAACUGCAACAGAAAGAGAUGUAUAUGUAAAGGAGUUAAUGAAGUUUAUUAAUAUUGAUUCAUACGGUGCUUGUUUGAAAAAUAAGGAAUUGCCGCAGAAAUUUCGUGAUGAUUACUUAAAUAAUUUAAAUGAUAAUGAAUUCCUGCAUUAUAUUGCAAGGUACAAGUUUGUUUUAGCAUUGGAAAAUGGUAUUUGUGAAGAUUAUGUUACAGAGAAGUUUUGGCGCGCUAUUAAAGUUGGUAGCGUACCAAUAUAUUUUGGGUCUCCCUCAAUACAAGAUUGGUUUCCCAACAACAAAUCCGCGAUUCUCAUCCAAGACUAUCCAACACCGGCAAGUAUGAGUGAAUAUAUAAAGAAAUUAUUAAAAAAUGAUACUUUGUAUGAGGAGCAUUUAAUGCAUAAGACCAAAGAAGUAAUAAUGAAUAAUAGACUGAUACAAGAAUUUAACAGUCGACCAUACCAAACAGACUCGUUAAAGGUAGCUACAAAAUUCGAAUGCUUGAUUUGUAAAAAACUGCAUGAAAAGAAAACUAGAAAAAUAAAACAACAGGUGGUGACUAAAAGUCACUAUAACUGUCCAAAGCCUAUUUCAGCUUUAAGUUUAAAAGUAAAUCCUUCAAAUGAUUGGGUUUACUUAUGGGACAAAGCCAAAAAAGAUGCGGAAGAUAUUUAUAAAAAAGUAAUUAACAGCUAAAGUAAAACUCAAAAUUAUAUUAAGUAAUAAAGUAUUAUAUUUUUUUACAGUUUUUAAUAUAAAAGAUUUUUUAACUAA